This is a messenger RNA of Lytechinus pictus (painted urchin), 4055 nucleotides long. RefSeq names its product UDP-glucuronosyltransferase 1A8-like. Gene Ontology annotation, molecular function: UDP-glycosyltransferase activity. Lineage: Eukaryota; Metazoa; Echinodermata; Echinoidea; Temnopleuroida; Toxopneustidae. The transcript is spliced from 5 exons. The coding region runs from base 248 to 1834 and encodes 528 amino acids. The record is from RefSeq and is a predicted model, not a curated record.
GUUGAUGCUGGGUAUAGUGGACAAUGUGAAAUGUGACUCAGAUUUUUUAAACAGUCAUAUCAAUGUUAGCCUAUGCCCAUCUGGAUCAUAAACGUACGUGUUAGUUUUCUAACAUCCUUUAUAAACUUGUCGCAUCCACUAACAGUCACCAUUCAAUGGUUAAACCUCUUUACUUUUACAGGUAAUUUUACCCCUGGAUGAAUCCCAUCAAAUAAUACCUACCGUAGUUUGAGGAGAAAACGUUGGUAUGAUGGAGAUCACCUAUUGUUUCCUCACCCUCUUCAUUCUCUUAAUCGAUGUCAUUUCUUUGGCCACUGGGGCCAAGAUCCUCAUAUCACUGUUUGUUCCAGGAGAGAGCAGUCAUUCGAAAGGGAUGUCAGCCAUAGGAGGAGCACUAACCAAAGGUAGCCACAAUGUGACAAUCCUCACAAGCUCCACAGUUGGGACCAAGGGUUUCCAUGAGGAUACAUACGACAAGGCCGUCCAGUACCAAUUCAAGUUACCACCCGAAUUGCCAGAUCUGGAGAACCUUGAACGAGAAUUAAUCGGUCUUGCUUUUGAGUCUGACCUGAAGAAGAAACUCAAUAUCAUGGGGAUGAUUUUCUCCGUCAUGCGGAUCGGGUGUCAGAGCCUAUUUGAUGACUCUGCGACGCUCUCCGUCCUUAAGGAAUCUUCAUUUGACAUCCUCAUAGGCGAUUCCUUCGACGGGUGUGAUGCAAUGCUCAGUAGUUACCUCGGUAUACCCUUCAUAGCUGUGACCACCGGGACAAGAUAUCCUCUGUUCAACGAACACACCUACGGUGUGCCAACGCCGUCGUCGUAUGUGCCAUUCGGUUUCUUCCCUUUCUCUGACAAGAUGUCCUUUCUGGAGCGGGUUGGCAGCUUCUUUGAGCAUCACGUGAUAGCAAGCUUACUGGGAUGGUCCCACUUUGGCGCUUUGAAUGAGGUGAAGGAGAAACAUGGUAUCGCACCCGGUCAAAGCAUCCAAGAUCUCCUAGGCGGAGCAGAGUUGUGGAUGUGCAUGACGAGCUUCGCAUUUGAUUUUCCUCGACCCACCACACCGAACUGGAUCGAAUUGAAAGGCCUUACAGAUUCCCCCUUGAAACCCUUGCCAAAGGAGUACGCCGAUUUCAUCGAUGGAUCUGGCGAUCACGGUUUCAUCAUAUUUUCACUGGGUACACAUUUUAGUGAACUUCCAAAGCCGGAGAUGACAGAGGCUUUUGCGAGAGUCUUCAGCGAGCUUCCACAGAGAGUCAUCUGGCGUUAUACCGGACCACGCCCUCGUAACCUUGGUAACAACACUAUGCUGGUCAAAUGGAUGCCACAAAAUGAUUUAUUGGGUCACCCCAAAGCUCGGCUUCUCAUCUACCACGGCGGGUUGGCAGGCAUCUAUGAAGCCAUCAGGCAUGGCGUCCCCAUGGUUAUCAUGCCGAUCUUUGCUGAUCAACCUUCUAAUGCUGUCAGGGUCGAGGCGAAAUCAAUGGGAAGAGUGAUUGAGAAAGACUCCAUCACUUACGAUGUCGUCAGGGAAGCUCUGACUGACGUACUCGAAGAUCCCAGCUACCUGGAGAAUGUCCAACGGUAUUCAGGAAUUUACAUGGACUCUCUUUCCAAACCGGAUGAUGUUGUCGUUUUUUGGGUUGAAAACAUCCUGAACUUUGGAGGAUCACAUCUGAGAUCGAGAGCUCUGGAGCUAAACUUCAUCCAGCUUCAUUCGAUCGACGUCCUCGCUUUCAUCGUUGGGAUGGUACUCGUUAUCGUCUUCCUUCUCGUUUCAUGUUGUAAACGAUGUAUCAAUUGUUGUUUCACACAUAGAAAAACAAAAAUAGAGUAAUAAUCAUGAUAAUUAUGAUGAUGCUUAUUUAUGAUAUUGAUUCCUCGGUGCUUUAUAGCAACGCCCCCUUCCUCCAAUGAAAACAUUUACAUACAUUAUAAUCCACUAACUUGACUAACCCAUUUCCUAACAAAAGACAUUGACCUGUUGUCACUUGUUAUAUUCUAUUUCUCUGUUGGCAGACUGAGAUUAUUAUUUUCACGAGAAUACACUUAUGGGCAAUAUGACAAAAAUGGUCAACUCAAUUCAUGUUCAUAAUUAUAGUAGAAAGCAGGAUGGUGGUAACAAAAAUGAAUUUAAAAAUUAUUUUCUUGAAAACCUUUUAUUUUAUGGUUUAAUGCUAUUUCAAACUAAUUCAAUUUUGUUUUUGUUUCUUUUUUAUUUAAUAAUUCAAUUAUACUUCGAGUUCGGUUACAGUAAACUGUAUUAUUUAGGCUUUGAUGCUUUGGAUUUUCAUUAAGAGGAGAUAAUAAACGAUGACUACAAAGUAUGAACUGAAUUUUAACUCUAAAAAGUCAUAACUCCAAACAAAAUCAAUUACUCAUCAUGGAUAUCGAAUUUUUUUAAAAAUUACAUCAACUUUUCAAAUUAAAAACUGAUGAGAAGGGAUCCAUUCUCGGCAAUUUCUAUAAUGCUUAAACACUCAACCACAAAUGGUAAGAAAAAGAGAAUAAAAGUUGAUUAUAUGAUGUUUGAAGGUUUGCAUGGUAGUAUGAACAAUCGCGGAAGUGAUUUACGGUACACCAUGUAUAAAGUCCGGGAGGGACUGAGAUAAGAAAAGUGGAUAGAAAUGGAGAUGAAAUGGAAAGGCGAGAAAUUAGAGAUUUGAAAGUAGAGUAUUCUUUUCGAAAUGAGUGUAGUCCUUAAAAAGACUGUUAACCAGAAGGAGUGGAAAGCUGAAAAGUAGACAGGCUUGAGUAGGUGAGAGAAGUCUGGCUUGAGUCGGCGAAUGGAGUAGUAGCAGGAGCAGGAGAGUAGACUCGACGUUUCGGAAAGUCAACCUGCCCGAAACGUCAAGUCUUUGCUUUCGCGAGUUGAUUAUGUUCCGGGGGGGGGGCACUCAGUAUAUAAUGCAUAGUGGGUAUGUGCCGCGGAGGGGACCCCCAUUUUUACACUCAAAUUUCCGUUCCAAGGCAUAGCAUUUUUGUCUUAUUGAGAAAAAGAACAAAGAAAGCCGCUCCAAACCAUAGCAUUUUCUUCUUAUCGAGAAAAAAGAAGAAAGAAAUCCGCUCCAAAGCUUCGCAUAUUUUUCGUUACGCCGUUCCGAUCGCAUUAAUCUGCUACAAUGAGCUGCAAUUUUGGUGAAAAGCGGCCGCAGAGCGCUGUCCGACCAUCGCCUCUGCGCGAGCGCACCCGGCGGAGGCCGCGCUAUAGCUGCAUCAUGCACGCAUGCCCGUUCCAUAGGGAUGCAUACGCACUCACACGCUGGCGAUCCGUUCCAAGGACCCCCGUUUUCACAAACAUUUGUAGUUCCGAAGGCCCGUUCCGAGGACUCUCCUUUUUACAAUAAGCCCGCUCCAAGGCCCCCGUUUUUUGUCUCGCCCGCGGCACACCCCUACCACUUUUUUGAUCGAGUGCCCCCCCCCCCCGGGAUUAUGUUCCGAGUUUGAGCCUAUCUGAAAGGUUUUUACACGGGUAAACAUUCAGUAAUGUGAAAAAGAGUAGCGUCAUCUAACAUUUAAAAGGGUUGUGAACCAUUUGUUUUUCAUCAGAUCUUUGGGAAAUUUGAAUAUCAAUUCCCUUUCCUUGUGAUUUUUUUUCUUCAUUUUUUUAAAUAGGCGAUAAUACUCAUCUUACAAAUUCAGUGAUUGCAUUUCAGAAAACUACAAUAAACAUGAUGAUGCAGAUGAUAUCCUGAACUUUCCGGCAAUAUGACGAACAUUUGUUUUAUACCAACAAAGACAGAUACACUGUUGGUUUUAUUUUGUUGAAGAUUCCCAUCAAAAUGAAUUUUCAGAAAAAAAUCUAUGAAGAAUGAACACAUGUUCAUCAUCCACGUCAUGAAAAUUUUAGGACCUAUAUACACAUUGUAAUGUAAAGCUGGACUGAAAUAGCUACCAACAUUAUGUCGGUGGGGUUUACAAAAAAUUAUGAGAGUUUUAAAUUUAAUUUGAUAGCGAUUUUCAUAUCCUUGUGUAAACUUUUGCUCACCUUUAGCAAGUUUAUGUCACAAUGGAAUCGUGAAUACUUUCAUUUCAUUAAAUGUAACAUUGCAUAUUUA